Ornithodoros turicata is the source of this 1805-nucleotide messenger RNA. RefSeq names its product divergent protein kinase domain 2A-like. Bases 36 to 1262 code for a protein of 408 amino acids. The transcript has 3 exons. The record is from RefSeq and is a predicted model, not a curated record. Lineage: Eukaryota; Metazoa; Arthropoda; Arachnida; Ixodida; Argasidae.
CCAAGGAAAGAUGGUGCCGAAUCGGAUCAGCUGGUAUGCGUAUCCCCUGCCGCAAAAAGCGAUUCCUUCUCUUUAUUGCUACGGUAUCCUUCGUCUACUUUUUUAUUCUUUUAACCUUCCACAUUGAUCCGUCUUCAUCAGGCUUCCAUGAAUUUACGAAAUGCCCGGCGUGCUAUGGUGAUGGACUUUGCCCAAACUUGAGCAACCUCCAGCUUACGGGAUGGAGUCGCCUCAGCAUCUUACGGUACCUCAACGUCAAGAACGUUUUUUACGGUCGUCUAAACGGCCGAAAAGUUGUCGUGAAGAAGUUGGCACAUGACAGUGAACUGUUAGGUACUGACACCAAAUUGUGCAAGCGGUCUGGUUUGAGUGAUGUGAAUGUUUGUAAUGUGGCUGCGGCAGUUGAAACGACGCUGGGCGAAAGUAAAGAUCGCGUGUCAACGCUUAUCCGCUUUAUGAACCAGUUUCGGACAAAUCAGGACGCAACGACGUGUCCGCAUCCUAGGUUUGUGGAGAAAGUUCUCGACACCGUUACGCGCAAUGCUGCUACACUAGCUGCAAGAGACAACCGUUUAGACCCCGUCGCUGUUGUUGCGUACACAUCUGCGGUUAAUCCAGAACCGUUAAUUUUACAGGCCUUCCCACGACACGAAGGCUGGCCGUUUCCAACGUACCUGGGCAGCUGCGGUCGGCUGGUCGUCGAAACGGACGCGGGCACUCCUCUUUCAAGCUACGAGGGUGCGGAUUGGUUGACGAGAGUGGCGCUUGCGGAGCAGCUCUUGGGAAUUGCUCAACAGCUAACGGAUAAUCCUACCGGCUUUGCGCUGUACCUGACGGACGUGAGCAUGGACAACUUUGCCGUCAGCGAGACAGGAACCGUGACAGUGGUGGACGUGGAGAACGUUAUCGUGGUUGAUCGCUUCCAGCUUGUACAAGAACGAAAACCUGGCUGGAACAAACGAGCCCAACAUCUGGUGGACGCCUGCCAUGACUGCCUGAGUUUUGAUUCUGCGGAGCUGUGCUCCCACUACACGGCCGACCACAACUACUACGCCGUCUGCAGCGGCCUUCUGGCACCUCGGGCGUAUUACUCUUUGCGCGGGGGACUGCUACAUUCCGUGCCGACGGACGUGAAUGGACGUUUUGGAUUGUCUAGGAUUCUGGCAGCAUGUGACCUGCCCCGGGGUAACUACAGCCGCUUCGACGCUGCUCCCGCGCUUCGUGCUGCGCUGCAACGUGUCUUGGAAGAACGUGUUUCGUGAUGAACCUUGUGGUGCGGUGUUGUACGGUGAGGUGUGCAACCUAGACGGGCAGUGAGAGCACGGUGAUAACAUGAUCGCUCGAAAAAGUGAGUGUGAUCAGGCUGCUGACGACACGAGUGUUCACGUUCAACACUCGUGUGCUCCGGUGACGCGCUUGGGGUAUUCGAAACUAUCCAUUGCCUUGGAAUAUGAAAGCCCAAUGGGCUCCACCUUACAGCUUUUUUAAAAAUCUGCAUUACCACCAUAGUGUGGCUUAGUACAGAUGUGUUCAGAUGGAAAGUGGUGAAUUGGAAAGUGUAGAGGGCUAAUGUGUUCUAUGCACCAACUUGGAACUGUGCCCUCACUUGUCUGAAGACCCUCCCGGAAAACCUCUGGAAAACCCCAGGAAGCACACUUACCCACAAUCGCACAAUUAUUUAAUAUAAUAUGUAUUUAUAUUGCUAUGUACAUAUCAAUAUAGUGCUGGUACAACGCAGCACAUCUCUUCUUUAAAUGCAUGUCCACUCGCGAGAGAGAAUAAAUGAGGGCGCAUUGCACUUUGCA